AUGGUUUUACUUGGUUUUAUCGACGAACCAAAAGGAGGAAAAACAACCAAUGAUGAUAACCCAUCAAAUUGGACGAUUUCAAGAAUUGGUGGUCAAGCUGCAUUUCCCAAUGAUACAAUUUCAACGAAAGUAAAAUCGUCUCUUCUUUGCGGUAAAUGUCAGAAAGAACAAAUAUUUGUUUGUCAACUUUAUUGUCCAUUGGAUGGUCAUAAAUAUGAUCGUGCUAUUUAUCUAUUUGCAUGUCGAAAUCCAUCUUGUUGGAAUGCAUCUAAUAGUUGGACUGCUAUACGGUGUCAAAAAUAUGAUGAAACCGUUGAAGAACCAAUGCCAGUUGAUAUUGAAUCACCUGCUAAAGUUCCAUUAUCAUCGACUGAUUGGUGUGAUGAUGCUGAUGCAUGGAAUAGUGAUGAUGAUGGUACUACUACUACUACUAAAAAACCAGCUCCUGUUCCAACAAUAAUUAAAAAAGAAAUAAAACAAGAGCCUGAAGUAAUGUUGAACACAAUGAAAAUUGAAGAUGAUGAUCACAAUAAUGAAAGUGAAAAAUCAUCAAGUGAUGAAGAAGAUGACAAUAAUAAUAAUAUUGAAGUUAAUACCAAAAAGAAAUCUAGUAAUAAAAAUGUAUCUGUUGCUUCAUCUGAUGCUUUUAAUGAAUGGAAGAAAACUAAUUUGAGCAAACAAGCGUUAAAUGUAUCAAAUAGUGCAUCUUUUCCAUUUUAUUAUAUUGUUAUUGAUGAUGAAGAUGAUAUCGUUGAUGAAGCUAAAUUAAAUGAAAAAAGAAAAUUAAGAAAAGCAAUGAAAAAAUUAGGUGAUAUUGAUGAAGAUGAUGACGAUGAAACAACGAAAGGUGCAAAAGAAAAAUAUGAAAAAACACCUGAUUUUGAACAUGGAGAUGCUGUUUUUCAUCGAUUUCAACAAAAAAUUAGAUAUGCACCGGAUCAAAUCAUUCGGUACGAUUGGUCUGGCCAUCCGUUAAUUCUCACAAAAGCCGAUGAAAAUACUUUAUCAUCUGCUCAAAAAUGUCGUAAUUGUCAAUCAUCAUGUAAUUUUGAAUUUCAACUAAUGCCUGCACUGGUGAAUUUUCUCAAAAUCGACAAUCAAAUAGGUCUGGAGUUUGGUACGGUUUUUAUUUAUACAUGUUCUGCUAAUUGUUGGGAUGAGAAAAAUGAUCUAUAUCGGGUUGAAAAUGUUUUUGUUCAAGCUGAUCCUGAUCAAAAUUUAUUUGAUUAA
Adineta steineri is the source of this 1230-nucleotide messenger RNA. Lineage: Eukaryota; Metazoa; Rotifera; Eurotatoria; Adinetida; Adinetidae. The record is from the annotation of a GenBank genome assembly.